AUGGCAUCAUCAAUAACUUUGCAGGGGUUGAUGAUAAACGAUAUUGCAAAAAGUUUGAACUUAUCAAAUUGCUUGGAUACAUUGGCAAGCAAAUUAAGCGGUGGCGAACGGAAGAGACUCUCUAUCGGCGUAGAAAUGAUCGCCAAGCCAUCCGUUUUUUUAUUAGAUGAACCAACAAGCGGCCUCGACAGUGUGACUUCUAAUCAGCUAAUUAACUUGCUGCACGAUAUGGCGAGAACGAACUGCACUGUGGUUUGUGCGAUACAUCAACCCAGCAGGAAAAUGAUUUCGCUCUUUGAUGACAUUAUGGUACUCAAUCGAGGCAGAUGUAUGUAUUGCGGCCCAAAGAGCGAGAUCUUAAAAACAUACAAUAUUGCUGGAUUUACGUGUCCCAACUUCUGCAAUAUAGCCGAAUUUGUGCUUGAGGUAAUAACCGGACAAAUGAAUGGAGAUUUGGAGAAUCUGCACAAGAUAUGUCGUAAUGAAUACGAAAAGUUCAGAUCACGCAAUGAACAUAAUAAAGAAGAAUUGGAUUCAUUGACUAAUUUCAAACAAAAAUGUAAGACAGACAAUAAAGAUAUAUCUAUAAAUAGCAUAAUACAAAAAAAAUCGACUUGGGAAGAACAAAAGAUUUUAUUUUUACGAACUCUAAUUUGCAUCAAGCGAGAUAAUAUGUUGACAAAACUAAGAUUUGCGAUACACGUCGUAAUCGGGUUGGUAUUAGGGAUAAUCUUUUAUGACUUCGGUGACAAAGCAGAAAGAGUCACGAGCAACAUCUCUUGUUUAUUUAUCAUUCUGAUGGUUACAUUUUUCUUAAACUCCGUACUGACAGUGCUAACAAUUCCCACGGAAGCGGCAGUAUUUUUACAGGAACAUUUAAAUGAUUGGUACUCUUUGAGAUCUUACUACAGCGUAAAAGUAUUAACAGAUCUCCCGAUGCAAAUACUUUGCACCUCAUUUUUUGUGCUUAUAUUAUAUUAUAUGACAGGACAGCCAAUGGAAUAUGAUAGAAUUUUAAAAGUAUGGAGCGUUUGCCUAUUAACGAUGAUUAUUGGAUUAACGUUCGGGAUAUUUCUAGGCGCAGCUUUUGGUGCUGAGAUAGGGGUAUUUAUAAUUCCGGUAACAAAUAUAGCAUUUGUUCUAUUUGCUGGAUUUUUCUUGAAAACAGACGAAAUACCGAUAUACCUACAGCCCUUAAGCACUGUAAACUUUUUCAGAUACGCAUUUGAAGGAGUAAUGCAGGCGGUCUACCUUGAUCGACCAGAUCUAUCAUGCUUGAAAAUCAAUUGUUACUGGAACUCGCCGAAAGAGAUUCUCUCAAUGAUGGACAUGCCAACAGUGCCAUUUUACGUAAUUCUAAUAAUACUUGGCUCUUCGUUACUGUGCUUACACAUAAUCACCUAUGCAUUAUUUCGUUGGAAAAUUUAUCGUGCAGAAAAGUGAUAUAUUCAUAUAUAUUAGUUAAUAUUCAUCUCAAAAAAGAAAGUAUGUUUUAAACAAAAAAUUAUCUACUGUGCAAAUUCUCUUUGUAACAGUGGCUAGAAUGUAAAGAGAAAUGUGGAAUUAGAAGUAUAAAAGGUUGUACAAAUUUUUUAUAAUUAAAUAUAUAACAUGCUCAGUAAUAAAAAUAAUAUAAUAAGAUUUAUUUUCUUAACUGAUUAUGACGAUAGCGUAUAACGAUUGUUAUGUAUAGUACAAUAAAUUAAGUAUGACAGUAUAAUAAAGUUAAGUAACUUAAGAUACUAAAAAUGAAUAAUCAAUGUGUUAACUUGGCAAAAUUAGCAAGAAUGUCAAAUCGAUCAAUAGCUCAGAAUUUUAAUUUAAUUUUUAUAAAUAAUGCAACAAAAUAAUUAAAUGUUGCAAUUUUAAUAUAAUUAACUUAUAGAUUGCAUUUAAUCAAGCACGAUAAAUCGCGUUAUGUGCCAUAAGUUUCAAAUUUUUUCAAUAAUUAAAUCUGUAAAAAUAGUAUAGUAGUAUCACCAAUGCAAAAAAGUUUUUACAGUGACAAAACUACAAUUUACAAUAUUAAUUAUUAUGAUUUACAUAACUAAAAGUUAAUUUAUAAGAAGAUUAAUGUGAGAAAUUUUCUUUAAAAAAUGUUUAAUAAGCGACAAUUAUUACGCAUUUGUUGUAAGAAAGUUGUUUUAUAGAAGAAUGUUAUUUUAAUUAAGAUACAUAUCAUGAAAUUAAUAUGACUGACAAUUUAUUAUUUUAUAAAAUAUAAU
This is a messenger RNA of Wasmannia auropunctata (little fire ant), 2225 nucleotides long. RefSeq names its product ATP-binding cassette sub-family G member 4-like. Gene Ontology annotation, molecular function: ATP binding; ATP hydrolysis activity; ABC-type transporter activity. Gene Ontology annotation, cellular component: plasma membrane. The coding region runs from base 1 to 1443 and encodes 480 amino acids. The transcript is spliced from 10 exons. Lineage: Eukaryota; Metazoa; Arthropoda; Insecta; Hymenoptera; Formicidae. The record is from RefSeq and is a predicted model, not a curated record.